AAUUGACCAACCGAUACCGGAGACAGUCGAUCAAAAGAAGCUCUGAUGUCUACGUAAAUGAACUGGAACAGAAAGAAAUACAGAACAAACCAACGACUAUGUUUCUAAUUCCAAACCCAAAACCCUCAACACAAUCACCAUAACCAUAACCUACUUCAACAACAACAACAACAACGCUAACAUUCAUCAUUGUUCAAAACAAAAUCAAAAACUGUCUCAUUCCAAUGUUCCAAUCCAUUGUAUCCCAAUGUCUCAACUCUCCAACUACCACUCUCCUCAACGCGCGUACCAUACACGCACACUUCCUCAAAUUCAACCUCUUCACCAACACCCAACUCACCACUUCUCUCCUCACUCUCUACUCCCACUUCCUCCCUUUCCCACAUCUCACCCCUAUCCUCUCCUCUCUCCCACACCCCACCAUCUUCUCCUUCUCCUCCAUAAUCCACUCCUUUGCUAGGUCCCACCACUUUCGUCAUGUUCUUGGUGCAUUCUCUCAAUUGGGUUCUCUUGGUCUUGUUCCUGAUAGUUAUCUUCUUCCUAGUGCUAUUAAAGCUUGUGCUGUGUUAAAAGAGUUGAAACCUGGUAAACAGGUUCAUGGGUUUGCUUGUGUUAAUGGGUUUGGUUCGGAUUCGGUUUUGAUGUCUUCGUUGGUUCAUAUGUACUUGAAAUGUAAUAGGAUUGAUGAUGCGCAGAAGCUAUUUGAUGGUAUGUGUGACAGAGAUGUGAUUGUUUGGAGUGCGAUGAUUGCAGGGUAUUCCAGAUUGGGGAAUGUUGAUAGAGCGAAAGAGGUUUUUUGUGAGAUGAGGAAGGAGGGUGUGGAGCCGAAUUUGGUUUCAUGGAAUGGGAUGAUUGCUGGGUUUGGAAAUGUUGGGUUGUAUGAUGAGGCGGUGAGGUUGUUUCAUGAGAUGGUGUCGGAAGGGUUUUUGCCGGAUGGGUCGACUGUUUCGUGUGUUUUGCCAGGUGUUGGGAAUUUGGAGGAUGUUUUGAUGGGGAAACAGGUUCACGGGUAUGUGAUUAAGCUGGGUUUGGAAUCGGAUAAAUAUGUUGUUAGUGCUCUUCUUGACAUGUAUGGAAGAUGUGGAUGUGCGCCCGAGAUGUCUCGGGUGUUUGAUGAAAUUGAUCAAACUGAAAUAGGUUCUCUGAAUGCUUUUCUUACUGGGUUGUCGCGUAAUGGUUUGGUUGAUACUGCAUUGGACGUGUUCAAGAAGUUUAAAGCCGGAGAAUUGGAGUUGAAUGUUGUGACGUGGACGUCGAUAAUAGCUAGCUGCGUACAGAAUGGGAAAGACAUGGAGGCUUUGGAGCUUUUUAGAGAUAUGCAGGCUGAUGGGGUGGAGCCUAAUGCUGUUACUAUCCCAAGCUUGAUCCCUGCUUGUGGAAAUAUUUCAGCGUUAACGCAUGGAAAGGAAAUCCAUUGCUUUUCUCUCAGGAAGGGAAUUUUCGAUGAUGUAUAUGUAGGUAGUGCAUUGAUAGAUAUGUAUGCAAACUGCGGAAGAAUCCGGUUAUCACAAAAUUGUUUUGAUGAAAUGCCAUUCCGUAAUUUGGUUUCUUGGAAUUCAAUUAUGAGUGGUUAUGCAAUGCAUGGAAAGGCUAAGGAAACAAUCGAGAUGUUUCAUAUGAUGUUGCAAAGUGGCCAGAAACCCGACUCAAUUACCUUCACAAGUGUAUUAUCUGCAUGCACCCAAAAUGGAUUAACGGAAGAGGGAUGGCAUUACUUUAAUAGCAUGUCGAAAGAAUACGAUGUUAAACCUAAAAUGGAACAUUACGCUUGCAUGGUUACACUUCUCAGUCGUGUAGGCAAACUCGAAGAAGCUUAUUCCAUCAUCAAGGAAAUGCCGUUUGAACCCGACGCGUGUGUGUGGGGAGCAUUGUUAAGUUCUUGUAGAGUUCAUCAUAAUUUGAGUUUAGGCGAGAUUGCUGCAGAGAAGCUUUUUGUGUUGGAACCAGACAACCCCGGGAACUACAUUCUUCUGUCCAACAUUUAUGCUUCAAAGGGUAUGUGGGAUGAAGAAAAUAGAGUACGCGAUAUGAUGAAGAGUAAGGGGUUACAGAAAAACCCUGGCUGUAGUUGGAUUGAGAUUGGACAUAGGGUACACACGCUUGUUUCUGGCGACAAAUCACAUCCACAAAUGAAAGAGAUUUUGGAGAAGUCAGAAAAAUUGAGUAUUGAGAUUAAGGAGUCCGGCUGCCUCCCAAUGACUAAGUCUGUGCUGCAAGAUGUGGAGGAACAAGACAAGGAGCAGAUAUUGUGUGGGCACAGUGAGAAAUUGGCAGUAGUAUUAGGACUAAUCAACACAAGUCCAGGACAACCACUUCAAGUAAUCAAGAACCUGAGAAUUUGUGAUGACUGUCAUGCUGUUAUCAAAGUUAUAAGCAGAUUGGAAGGAAGAGAAAUAUUUGUGAGAGACACAAAUCGUUUUCACCAUUUCAAAGAAGGUGUUUGCUCUUGUGCAGAUUUCUGGUAAAUUUCUUGGCUCCUUGCAGUGGAUCAGAAAAAAAAAAACUAAUUAAUCAAGACUGGUGGUGUUAACAAUACUUUGAUUAAUGCUGUGAUUAACACCUUGAGAACAAAGAUAUAUGUUCUCAUCUUUCGGUGGCUUGCAGCUAAUUAGUUCUCACCGGCCCAUAUGGUUUUUUGUUUGAAUAUCCUUUCUCUUCACUCCCUUUUGUUCUUGCAAUGGAGACUUACAGGAGCCUGAUUUAGAAUAUGAAGAGGGGAGACAACUUGCAGGACUGAUUCUGCUGAGCAAUGUUUUUGAGUAACUUUGACAUUCAGUACUUGCCUAGUUCAGCUAUUUUCAUUAGACUUUAUACGAAUCAUUUCUUGUAUAAGGUAUUAAGAUUUGAAGAUUUCAAUGGUUUUAGACUUUGAAAGUAAACUUGGGUACCUGAAGAGCUGUCCUUUUCAAGAUCUGAUGUACUUUGACCAAGAUGGUUGAUGAGUAUUUUUUUGCUUAUAUUCGAGAUCGCAGGGAGUAGAUAUUUGAUUUAACACCAUUAGAGUAUAUUCAAAGACUUCAAUUUGACAUACUGAUCAUAAUCCGAGUCCUCACAGCCUCAAAUUUUCUGGUACUUUCCUCUGGAGCAAACCAUGUAUUUCUUCUGUUGAAAUUGUUGUCGUCAAAUGGCAAUAACUUUUUUACAGCUUAAAGUAUUUAAUUUUUUAGAGAUACUUGUACGCUUGUGAAUUUCUGCUUAUGACAUUCUGAUAUUAGAGGAUCUCAAAGUUGAAAAGCAUUCUUAGAUAUAUUGUUCCUUUGUUGCCGAGUCGUUUCACUUGCUUAGCUGCAUUUUAUUUUGGGUUACAAUUCCUAGUUGUUUGUUUGGAUUUGGUAAUUCAAAGUCACAUUCACUUUGUUCAUGAAAAGCUUUGAUAAUUAAAUGUUCUGAUUAAAAAUUGAUUAUGUCUUCAAAUCUCGAUUUGAGUGAAGAGGAUAUUAAGAUUUACAUUAAACUUAUAUUAAGAGUAAAAACAUUCAGAUUUUUAUCAAGUGAAGUUCAUCCAUAUUUGAAAUUAUGCAUGCUCUCUGAUGUACCGUGCUGAUGUUGUUCCCAAAGACGUGAAUGCUGUUGUUGCCACCAUUCAAACAAAGAGGAUCAUCCAGUUCAUAGAUUGGUGUCCUUAUUGGUUUCAAGUGUAGUAUUUACUACAUGCCACCUACUGUUAUUCCUGGAGGUGACCUUGUUAAGGUACGGAGGACAUUUUGUAUUAUUUCAAACUCCACCAAUGUUGCCGAGGUGUUCGGUCGCAAAUUCGCAAUGACCACAAGUUUGAUCACAUGUAAGCCAAGUGUGCAUUUGUCCACGGGUACGUAGUGAGGUAUGGAAAGAGAAUUUUCUGAAGCUUGUCAGGAUCCUGCCCCUGCAGAGACGGAUUACAAGGAAGUGGGUGCUGAGUCUAGCGAGGGUGGCAAAGAAGAUAUCGACAACUACUAGUAGAGUCUAUUUCAGAUUCUUGUUUUCACGGGUUUCUUUUAUCAUUGUUCUGUGUGAGUUGUUCCUUUGGAUGCAUUGUUUUUAUGCUCUGUUGUUUCUUAAAUAUAUGUUUUUCUAGAAUUAAACUUGUUAUCUACUUUUUCAUGUCAUGCUAUCUUCUCCAAUAUUAGAAUUAUAUGUUACCAGUGUUUGAUUGUCAGCACUUGUAUUUUUUUGCUCGAUAUGGGCGCGUGGUAAUUGAGAUAGUCCUCCUAGUUGUCUAGUUUUGCAUUUAAUGUGAGACAGGGUUGGACAAGAAUAUUGAAUAAGAUGCUUGUGUAUGGGGAGCAUUGUUAAGCUCUUUUAGAGUUCACUAAAAU
Molecule: messenger RNA, 4295 nt
Organism: Medicago truncatula (barrel medic)
Lineage: Eukaryota; Viridiplantae; Streptophyta; Magnoliopsida; Fabales; Fabaceae
Product: pentatricopeptide repeat-containing protein At1g20230
Exons: 2
Coding region: 225-2465 (746 amino acids)
Biological process (GO): RNA modification
Molecular function (GO): zinc ion binding; protein binding; RNA binding
Source: RefSeq, a predicted model, not a curated record